AUGCCUUUCACUCCGGAUUGGAUCGAACUGCCAGAAAUAGUUCGUACUGAUGUUGGCACGUUCACGAAACUGGGCGAUUGUCGUUUGGAGUCGUUGAACGGUAUUCCGAUAGGAGUUGCUAUAGCCGAUCUUCAUGGUUCGAUCACGUCUGUACGUGGACUCUAUAAAGGAGCUGAUCAUGCUUAUCUUAUUAUUGGUACGUCGAGUCAGCUGUGUUUUGUUGUCUCAAAUUCCGUCCCACUUCCAAAAAUGCCCAUAACGACACACAUAUUUCCAUUCACUGAUGGACUCACAUUGUUGGCAGCCGCUUCGAUGAAUGGUGGGAACGCUUUGGAUGCGUUUAUUGCGAAUGUUCAGCGUUGGUCACAGGAGGCCACGCAGGCUAACACCCUGAACACUAUCGAUAUGACAAGGAUUUUGUCGGAACUGGACCGUGCUUCAUCACAACUAGAGCAGAACGCACCAGAUGGCAUACCUGUGGUGAAAUCGCUGUUUACUGCUGAACGAGGCUCCGGGGAUACUGGAGUAGAGAUUCGUGGCCUCAAGCCAACUACGUCGAUGAUACAGAUGCUAAUCGGUGUGUGCGAUGGAGUGGUACGAAAUCUGUUCAGUCUUGUACCACCCGAGCUGCUCACUUCGUACGGUGUGAAGAAGCUGUUUCUAGUCGGCAGUGCCAAGAAAGAACGCUUUCUGGUGCAUAUUCGCCGAUAUCUCGAAGAACAACAAGUCGCUGAUCAGAUCGAACUUGUGCUGGCUGAGACCGAUACAUCAGCCGCUUAUGGUGUGGCCUUAUAA
Cooperia oncophora is the source of this 795-nucleotide messenger RNA. Lineage: Eukaryota; Metazoa; Nematoda; Chromadorea; Rhabditida; Trichostrongylidae. The record is from the annotation of a GenBank genome assembly.